AAUCCAGUUUUAAACAGACAGCUACUUGAUCAACUGUACAUAGCGGCAAACAUGAUAUUGGCUACCUUAAUUGUUGUUGGGCUUAUCACUCUGCUGACGUACUUGUACACCUUAUACAGCUAUUGGCAGAGACAUGGUGUGCCACAGGAAAUUCCCUUGCCCAUAUUGGGUAACAUGAAAGGUGUUGGUACUUCAAAACAUUUUCGUGAUAUUAUCCAAAGGCUUUACACAAAAUUUAAGGGUAAAGCUGCCAUAGGAGGCUGUUAUGUCUUUGUAACCAAGGCAGCCAUAAUACUGGAUUUGGAGUUGGUAAAACAUAUACUGAUCAAGGAUUUUUCAAACUUUCAUGAUCGUGGAGUUUUCAAUAAUGUACGCGAUGAUCCUCUUACUGGACAUUUGGUCACGCUUGAGGGUGAACAAUGGCGUGCCAUGAGAAAUAAAUUGACUCCGGUCUUUACCUCGGCCAAAAUGAAGUAUAUGUUUCCAACAGUGGUCAAAGUGGGACAACAUCUGGGUGAGGUGGUUGCUGACAUGUUAAAGAAAGCCCCUGAAGAUACGAUUUUGGAAAUUAAAGAUCUAUGUGCCCGUUUUACCACCGAUGUCAUUGGUACCUGUGCCUUUGGCAUUGACUGCUGCAGCCUCAAAGAUCCCAAUGCGGAAUUUCGUCGUAAAGGAAGAUCCAUAUUCACCGAGAUGAGACAUCAUCCUUUGGUGCAACAAUUCAUGUUCACCAAUCCUAAAGUGGCACGAAAAUUACGCAUGAAAUUCUUUACCGACAAAGUUUCCACAUUCUUUUUGAAAGUCAUACGCGAAACUGUGGAGUAUAGGGAGAAAAAUUCCAUAAAACGUAAUGACUUUUUGGAUUUGCUGAUUGAGUUGAAGGCAAAGGACCAAGAAUUGGCCAGAGAAUCGCAAGGCAUAGAUUUGUCUCAGGGUCUAACCAUUGAGCAAAUGGCAGCUCAGACUUUUGUAUUCUUUUUGGCUGGUUUUGAGACUUCCUCGACCACCAUGUCAUUUUGCCUGUACGAGUUGGCACGUCAUCCUCAGAUACAAGAGAAGCUGCGACAGGAGAUUUUGAAGAAUUUAAAGGAAAAUAAUAAUGAGGUGACCUAUGAGGGUCUACAUGGCAUGGAGUAUUUAGAUCAAGUGGUUUCAGAAACAUUGCGCUGUUAUCCUGUUCUGCCUGUUCUUAUGCGCACCACCAAAUAUGAUUAUCGAAUUCCCAAAACAUCUCUGACCAUAGAGAAGGGAACAUCUGUUGUUAUUCCCGUGGAUGCCAUACACCAUGAUCCCGAGUACUAUGAACAACCAAAUGAAUUUAAGCCAGAAAGAUUUACAGCCAGUGAAAACGAAAAACGCCAUUCUUGCGCCUAUUUGCCCUUCGGUGAUGGUCCUCGCAACUGUAUAGGCAUGAGAUUUGGCAAAAUGCAAACUAAGAUUGGCCUUGUGGAGUUGUUGAGACACUUUCGCUUUGAGAGUUGUCAGCAAACGGAAAUUGUUAUGGAUAAUAAGAAUUUGCUGGUGACAACAGAAGGGGGCAUUAAAUUGAAAGUUACAGCGGUGUGAUAAAGACUCAUUUUAUGGUAAUCAACAUUCUUAACAACAUCAUCAAAAUUUUGUAUGAAUAGAUAAUGUGGCCACUA
Molecule: messenger RNA, 1643 nt
Organism: Stomoxys calcitrans (stable fly)
Lineage: Eukaryota; Metazoa; Arthropoda; Insecta; Diptera; Muscidae
Product: probable cytochrome P450 6a14
Exons: 2
Coding region: 52-1566 (504 amino acids)
Molecular function (GO): iron ion binding; oxidoreductase activity, acting on paired donors, with incorporation or reduction of molecular oxygen; monooxygenase activity
Source: RefSeq, a predicted model, not a curated record